GCGUGAACGGGUUGGUUUGGCCUCGCAAUCCAUCUAAAUAAGGCCACUGCCGUUUCUCGCCAUUCACACCAACUUUUCUUUCUUUCUUUCUUACUUUCCUUGAUAAGAAGAUCUCCCCAAUUUUAGUCUCCAAAAUUUUCUCAACAGAUUUCGGGCAACCAAACACCCACCACGCAACGCAACAAACCAAAGAUACAGGCCUUUUCUUUCCUUUUUCUAUUUCUCUCUCUAGCCUUCCAAUGCCAAAUAUUUUAGUCAGAAUUUUCCUUAUAUAUAACCUUCUCAAUUCGCUCCUCCUUUCUUUGGUGCCCAAGAAGCUAAUCCCUUUCUUACCUUCUUCUUGGUUCCACCAAACACCACCAUUGGUGACCGUACAAUCAUCGGCACUCGCUACGCCCAGCAGCAACAAGAAAAACAAGAUCGUGAGAAUGGAGCAGACGGAGCUGAGUCGCGUGUUCCAAAUGUUCGACCGGAACGGAGACGGACGAAUCACGAAGAAGGAACUGAACGAUUCGUUGGAGAAUUUAGGUAUCUUCAUCCCUGAUAAGGAGCUGUCUCAGAUGAUAGCGAAGAUCGACGCCAAUGGCGAUGGGUGUGUCGACAUGGAGGAGUUCGGCGAGCUGUACCGAUCGAUCAUGGACAACCGAGAGGCCGAGGAUGAUGACAUGAAGGAGGCCUUUGAUGUGUUCGAUCAGAAUGGAGAUGGGUUCAUCACCGUCGAUGAGCUCAGAUCGGUGUUGGCUUCCCUUGGACUUAAGCAAGGGAGGACCGUAGAGGAUUGCAAAAAGAUGAUCAUGAAGGUUGACGUGGACGGUGAUGGCAGGGUUAAUUACAAGGAAUUUAGGCAGAUGAUGAAAGGUGGUGGCUUUAGUGCUUUGAGUUAGAUUUUUUUUUUCUUUUUUAAAAGUUCGGGAGGGGUGGGGAAACUUGGGGUUUGGGGGGGAGGAUUUCAAUUAGGACACCUUUUAUUUUUUUGGUUUUUUUCUAUUAAUUUCUCUGUAAAUAUUUUUGGAGAAGUUGUUUUAAUUUAUUGUGUUUUGGUGAUUCUCAUUUCUACGUGGCUUAAUCCCAUUGGUUGGAAUCUGAGCAUAUAUAAGAAAAAUAGGGCAAGGCAAUGGAGCUGCUAAUUAUGAAGCUUGUAACUUUAUCCUUCGGAAACAAGAGAGAAAGGAAAGAAAAGAGUUAAAAAGGAGACAGAAACAAAAACAAAAAGAAAAGUGUUUGUUUUAUGGGCAAGUAAUUGUUGUGAUUUUUUCUUUUUCAUCUUUGAAUUGUAAUGGUUUUGUUCAUUAAUGAUGUGAAUUUAAUUACUUGGAGUAUUAUAAUACCGUUGACUUAGAAAAUGUAGUUUCUAUUUCUACCUCUGCUUCCUAUCUAAUGUUGGUAGCUGGUGGCUACCACUACAAUGCGUGUAUUCACCUAAUGUGUUCCAUUGAAAAAUAAAUGGAGCUAUGAUUUGUGGUAGACUGAAAUAAUAUAAUGAAUUUGUUGGCUAUA
Humulus lupulus (European hop) is the source of this 1497-nucleotide messenger RNA. RefSeq names its product calmodulin-like protein 7. Lineage: Eukaryota; Viridiplantae; Streptophyta; Magnoliopsida; Rosales; Cannabaceae. Gene Ontology annotation, molecular function: calcium ion binding. The coding region runs from base 240 to 884 and encodes 214 amino acids. The transcript has a single exon. The record is from RefSeq and is a predicted model, not a curated record.